Messenger RNA from Habropoda laboriosa, 1236 nucleotides. RefSeq names its product odorant receptor 22c-like. Lineage: Eukaryota; Metazoa; Arthropoda; Insecta; Hymenoptera; Apidae. The transcript has 5 exons. Gene Ontology annotation, biological process: detection of chemical stimulus involved in sensory perception of smell; sensory perception of smell. The record is from RefSeq and is a predicted model, not a curated record. Gene Ontology annotation, cellular component: plasma membrane. The coding region runs from base 1 to 1236 and encodes 411 amino acids. Gene Ontology annotation, molecular function: odorant binding; olfactory receptor activity.
AUGCAAAAACUUGCAACAAACAAGGAACAAUCCCCCAGAACCGACUACGAGUACGAGAAAAAUAUAAAUCUCAGUAUCCAAUGGAAUCGUUGGUUGUUGAAACCGAUGGGUCUUUGGCCAAACUCACGUACCACCACCAGAUCCCGAAAAAUCCUCUACAAACUGAUAAACGCCUUAUGCUACGGUUUGAUAAGCUUUCUAUUCGUACCGUGCUCCAUGUACGUGUUCCUCGAAGUUGAAGAUCUCUACGACAAGUUGAAACUGUUCGGUCCGUUGAUCUUCUGCGUGAUGGCGUUCGUCAAGUAUUACUCUCUGAUCGUUCACAAGGCGGACAUUCGCGAGUGCGUGAGAAGAAUCGAACGGGACUGGAGGAAUGUCAGAUGCGAGAAAGACAGGGAGGCGAUGAUAGUGAACGCGAAUUUUGGCCGUAAAUUGGUCCUACUCUGUACCUUCUUCAUGUACAGCGGUUUCGUUUUUUAUUACAUCGCUAUACCGAUCAGCGUGGGGAGAAUUCUAUCGGAGAAUGGAAACCUUACCUUUAUUCCGUUGGUGUUUCCUUUUACGAAGUAUAUCAUCGAUACUCGUUACACUCCUACGAACGAAAUUGUGUUUUUCCUUCAAUUGAUCGCUGGAGCUUUGAUGCACGGAAUCACGUCGGCUGCUUGCAGUUUGGCGGCAGCUUUCGCGGUUCAUGCCUGCGGCCAGAUCGAGGUGUUGAUGAACUGGCUGCAACAUUUAAUCGACGGUAGAGCGGAUAUGAGCGAUACUGUGGAUGGUAGAAUCGCGAGCAUCGUCAGUCAACACGUUCGGAUAUUAAAAUUUUUGACGCUCACAGAGAGAACCCUCCAGCAAAUCUCUUUCGCUGAAUUUCUAGGAUGCACCAUGGACAUAUGUCUCGUUGGAUAUUACAUUAUCGUGGAAUGGAAAUCGAAUGAUGUAACGAGUGCAGUGACAUACAUCAUUCUACUUAUAUCCCUCACUUUCAACAUUUUCAUAUUUUGCUACAUAGGAGAGAUCGUUGCUGAACAGUGUAGGAAAAUUGGAGAAAUGUCGUACAUGAUCGAAUGGUACCGAUUGACAGGAAAGAAAAAGCUCUGGAGCGUUUUGACAAUCGCUAUGUCGAAUUCCUCGAUAAAAUUGACAGCCGGAAAUAUGGUCGAAUUGUCUAUCAGCACUUUUACCGACGUCGUUAAGACUGCAGUCACGUUUCUGAAUGUACUACGAACAUUGACUUGA